Crotalus tigris (Tiger rattlesnake) is the source of this 2938-nucleotide messenger RNA. It is a transcript of the gene HLX, whose product is annotated as H2.0 like homeobox. The transcript is spliced from 4 exons. The record is from RefSeq and is a predicted model, not a curated record. Gene Ontology annotation, molecular function: sequence-specific DNA binding; DNA-binding transcription factor activity, RNA polymerase II-specific. Gene Ontology annotation, biological process: regulation of DNA-templated transcription. NCBI's taxonomy places the organism in Eukaryota, Metazoa, Chordata, Lepidosauria, Squamata, Viperidae. Bases 1140 to 2474 code for a protein of 444 amino acids.
ACAGAUCCAGCGAGCUCACUGUGGUGCACUUUAUCCACCGAAAUAGCAACUUGAUCCUUCAGCGAUCCACGGAAGUUUCGAGCACUAGUCGGUCCCAGCCUACCUGCCUAUAUCAGAGAAGGAAAGGAGCUUCGUACGAAAGAUUUAUCUUUCUCACACCUCAGACCCUCCAUAUUCAGGAAUGGAGGGGAAUGACACCGCCUCAUUUUUUUAAAAAACUCUUCUACUCCGUUAUAAAGGACUUGGUAAUUCAUUUAGAAAGGCAAUGCCCACUCUUUGCAUCGCCCGCGAGGUCUGCUUCCGAAGAAGGCCCCGAAGAGAAGCCUAAGCUGCCUCUGGCGCUGCCUCCUUCUGGUUCUUAAGCUCAAAUGGGACGGAUCGUGGAGAGUAAAGGCAGCUUGCACGCUCCGAAUCGGGCAUAUCUACACCACUUCCUUGGACAGAGAGGACCGGCGAGGACACUUAGCAAGAACCCUGCAGUUUCGAGGACGACACAUUUCAGGGAACGGAGAGCCCCCAAGAGCCGAUUUUUGCUGGGUCUGGAACCGUCACAAACUUUGAAGGCAAGGCGGAGGCGUGACUUACUGCUCCCCUUUCUUCCUUCCUUCCUUUCUUGGCCAUCCCACUGCCGCUCUGGAUUGGCCGCUUCCUGUCCAAUCAAGCCCCAGAAGAAUUUUUCUUUUUUCUUUUCCUCCGCGGUAGAAAAAAAAAGAGAGAGAGAAUCUGGGAAGCUGAUUUUGCUGAAGGGUCGUGGGCGGGUGGAUACUUUUCAUUCCCCCCCCUUCCUUUUUUCAGAGAGGGGGAGUUUCUGGUGUGUGUGUGUGUGUAUUUGUGUGUUUGGAUGUUAGUGCGCGCGAGGUAUUUUUGGGGGGUUGUUAUUAUUUUGUUUGUCGCGCCUGAUUUUCGCAGCGCGUUGCUUGAGCUCUGCGUGGCCUCGUUUCGCCUCCCACGAUGCGGCCAGGCCAAGAGACAUUUUGGCGUUGAGCUCUCCAGGCUGACCAGGGUAAAGGAGGCAAUUAACUGCUCACUGUUUUGCUGGCGGGCUGCGGGUCAGUCGGAGCACGCAGUUACUGAGUCUGUGGGUCCAUCUGGCCAGUGAAGGAGCCGAGACAGGAGCGAGUGGCCGCCGGAUCGGCAGGAUGUACACUGCCGGACUCGCACCCUUUUAUGCUUCCAACUUCAGUCUGUGGUCAGCGGCAUAUUGUACCCCGGCGGGCCCCGGCGCUGGCGGCUGUUUCUCCUUGGAUCCUUCGGGGCUCAAGAAACCGUCUUUCUGCAUCGCGGACAUCUUACACGCUGCCUCAGGAGAAAUCUCUGUUGAGGGCCUGUCCGGAGGAACCUCGGCUAAUCUGGCCUCCCAUUUAGGUGGAAUCCAUGCCCAUGCACAGUACCACGGCGCCGCUUCCCCGCUCAGACCGACACCCAUGGUGGCCCCGGACACUUCAGUCGCCUUCGCCACGCGGCUGUCACCUCUCUCGGCUCCCUACCACACUUCUCAUCCUCAGCACCAGCGCUCUCCCACAGGGGGCUCCAGCGGAGGUGCACGAACCCCGGGCGGAGGGCAAAGCCGCCAGACCCACCCUGGCUCUGCAGCCGCCCCCUCUAGCAAAGACUUGAAAUUUGGGAUUGAUCGCAUUUUGUCUGCGGAGUUUGACCCGAAACUGAAGGAGAGCAACACUCUGAGAGAUCUGACCUCUUUAUUAACCACCAGCCGCCCAAGCGGGGUUCAUAUCCCCACCUUACAGCCUCCGUCCGGCCAGUUCUUCACGUCUCUAGAACCCAUUAACGAGACUUCUGGGGUCCUGGGACACUUAAACACAACCCCAAGGAAUUCCGUUCAGCACCAGUUUCAAGACACUUUUCCAGGUCCGUAUGCGGUGCUUACGAAAGACACGCUGCCUCAGACCUACAAACGGAAACGCUCGUGGUCCCGGGCGGUUUUUUCUAAUCUCCAAAGAAAAGGAUUGGAGAAACGCUUUGAAAUCCAGAAAUAUGUCACCAAACCGGACAGAAAACAAUUGGCCGCCAUGUUAGGGCUCACAGAUGCUCAAGUGAAAGUGUGGUUCCAGAACCGGCGCAUGAAGUGGCGACACUCCAAAGAGGCGCAGGCGCAGAAAGACAAAGAGAAGGAGCCGGCGGAGAAGGUGGCUGCAGCCGGAGCGGGUCUGGGGCCCGGGCCAGCAGGCGAAGGUGAGCUUGAGCGCAGCCCGAGCCGCUCGGAAGGCGACAGUGACAGCAGUGAGGCAGAAUCCCUGGAUCUGGAGCUCGGCAGCGACGCGGAACGGACUGAGCCGGGAGCUGCCCCUGAUCAGGCCGUGCAGCGGCACAUCUCGGAGCUGCACCCACCCGCCGGUUUGGAGACCGCUGCUCACUCCGAGCCGCCACCGCCGCCUCCCCCUCUCCCAGGCCUGGAGCAAGGCCGAGAGCCUUUGCGGUGCCCCGAGUCUUCGUUUUGCCUCCGGGACUCUCCGUGAUGACCUCCCUUCAGCCAAGCUCCGAGGGGUCAGCCUGACAGAGGCCUCUGGAUGCGGAAUAUACUAACUCCUAGUGUGGGCAGAGCGCUCCAGAAUGGGUUCCGGGGAAUUGACUUUGGACGGCGGGUGGAGCCGGGCUGCCUCUAGAAUCAGGGCCGUCUCUGUAUGAGGGUGCGGGCCCCCCAAAAGAUAUGGGGCAGCCCAGAGAUGACCCUGCAGGCUCCAGACAGCGCACCCUGAACGGAUCCACUCAGGUAGGCCGGGACGGAAUUCGAGGAGCUUAGCAAAGGCCAAGGAAAAAGUCGAGCUUUGCAGCCCUGGAGCCUCCUCUGGCUCCCUCGCCCGUUUGCGGCAAGUAGUAGCCCUGCCCGUGGCAAAUGGUUGCUUGAAAAACGAGGUUUGGAGAACCAACAGACUUGGAUGAAGAUGGAGAAAAGUAGAUUGUAAAUAAAGAGUUUCCUACA